Molecule: messenger RNA, 1946 nt
Organism: Balaenoptera ricei (Rice's whale)
Lineage: Eukaryota; Metazoa; Chordata; Mammalia; Artiodactyla; Balaenopteridae
Gene: SH2D3A
Product: SH2 domain containing 3A
Exons: 10
Coding region: 109-1869 (586 amino acids)
Biological process (GO): positive regulation of peptidyl-serine phosphorylation; small GTPase-mediated signal transduction
Molecular function (GO): guanyl-nucleotide exchange factor activity; phosphotyrosine residue binding
Source: RefSeq, a predicted model, not a curated record
GGAAGUGCUCAGGCAUCCAGGAGACACACCUGGCUUCCAGAUGAGGAAGACUGGGGCCUGUUGGAAGUACAAAGCACAGCCCCUGCACCCUCUGCCCCUGAGAGCUCCAUGCAGGUGCCACAGGAUGGAGAGGACUUUGCUGGCCAACCCUGGUACCACGGCCCACUGUCCCGCCAGAAGGCUGAGGCCCUCCUCCAGCAAGAUGGUGACUUCUUAGUUCGUGCAUCUAAGUCCCGUGGGGGCCACCCUGUGAUCUCCUGCCGUUGGCGGGGCUCAGUCCUACACUUCGAGGUGUUCCGUGUGGCCCUGCGCCCCCGGCCAGGCCGGCCCACAGCCCUCUUUCAGCUGGAAGAUGAGCGUUUCCCAAGCCUGCCUGCCCUGGUUCGCAGCUAUGUGACCGGCCAGCGUACACUGUCCCAGGCCACUGGAGCUGUGGCGUCCAGGCCAGUGACGCGGCAAGGACCUAUUCGACGCAGCUUUAGUGAAGACACCCUUCCAGACGGCCCGGCUUGGACAGAGCCACUCAGGGCUAGGAAGCGGAGUGACAGUCAGCCCGCAGGCUUGCAGCAUAUGGGGCAGCCAACAGAAGACCACCCUGGUUCAGGAGCUUCCACUAUGCCUGCAUCUGCCCUGCCUCGGACAGGUAGUGACUCCGUGUUGCUAAAGGUGCCCGUUCCCCUGGGGUCCAUUGCUGACAGCCUCAGGGCCUCUGAUGGGCAGCUUCAUGCCAAGGCACCAACCAAGCCACCUCGAACAUCCUCACUGAUGCUGCCUGAUGCCUCUGGACGCCCCCCAACGUACUGUGAGCUGGUGCCCCGAGUGCCCAGGGUCCAGGGAACACCUCCUGGCCAUAGCUGCCCAGAGCCAGAGGCGCCAUGGUGGGAGGCUGAGGAGGAGGAGGAGGAAGAGGAGGAGAACAGAUGUUUUGCAAGACCGCAGGCAGAGGUCUCUUUCUGCCCACCUGACAACCCCUUCUGCCUGCUGGGCUCCCAGAAUCGGCCCCUGGAAACCGAAGUCCUGCAUACGCUCCAUGGCCUGUUCCUGGAGCACCAUCCUGGGAGCACCGCUCUCCACCUGCUAUUGGUGGAUUGCCAGGCGACUGGCCUCCUGGGAGUGACCAAGGCCCAGCGGGGCGCCAUGGGGGUCGCCUCUGGUCUGGAGCUGCUCACACUUCCCCAUGGGCAUCGCUUGAGGUUGGAACUGCUGGAGAGGCUCGAGACGCUGGCACUGGCGGGGGCGCUGGCAGUGCUGGGCUGCGCAGGGCCGCUGGAGGAGCGCGCGGCCGCCCUGAGGGGCCUGGUGGAGCUGGCCCUGGCGCUGCGGCCAGGGGCGGCGGGAGACCUGCCCGGACUGGCCGCGGUCAUGGGCGCCUUGCUCAUGCCCCAGGUGUCGCGGUUGGAACGCACGUGGCGCCAGCUGCGAAGGAGCCACACCGAGGCUGCGCUGGCCUUCGAGCAGGAGCUGAAGCCACUGAUGCGGGCGCUGGAUGAGGGCGCCGGUGAGUGGCGUCUUUCGAUGAGUGGACCCUGCGACCCGGGGGAGGUGGCGCUGCCGUACGUGGCGCCCGCGGUGCGCCUGCUGGAGGGCGAGGAACUCCCCGGGCCCUUGGACGAGAGCUGCGAGCGGCUGCUGCGCACCCUGCACCGGGCGCGUCUGCUGGCCCGGGACGCGCCCAGAUUCCGCGAGGCGGCGGCUCGGCGCCUGCGAGGAUUCCGCCCCCACCCGGAGCUGAGAGAGGCCCUGACCACUGGUUUCUUGAGGAGGCUGCUCUGGGGGAGCCGAGGAGCUGGGGCGCCGUGGGCCACACGUCUUGAGAAGUUCCAGCGCGUCCUCAGCGUCCUGUCGCAGCGCCUGGAGCCUGACCAUUGAGAGCACAGACCCGCCUCUUCACGCUGGGAUACCAAGGCUUCCAUGGAGACCAAGGAAGCCGCCCAAGCUUCCUCACA